This is a messenger RNA of Scaptodrosophila lebanonensis, 2479 nucleotides long. RefSeq names its product splicing factor 3A subunit 1 (gene Sf3a1). Gene Ontology annotation, biological process: mRNA cis splicing, via spliceosome; regulation of alternative mRNA splicing, via spliceosome. The transcript has 7 exons. Gene Ontology annotation, molecular function: RNA binding; protein binding. Gene Ontology annotation, cellular component: catalytic step 2 spliceosome; U2-type prespliceosome; U2 snRNP. The coding region runs from base 45 to 2387 and encodes 780 amino acids. Lineage: Eukaryota; Metazoa; Arthropoda; Insecta; Diptera; Drosophilidae. The record is from RefSeq and is a predicted model, not a curated record.
UUGAAAACGGUUCAAAAUAGAUCAUUAAAAUAAUAUUAACUAAAAUGCCAUCCUUGGACGUAGAGGAUAACUUCAACAAUGAUCAGUUUCCAUCCAAGCCCAUGUCUGGGCCAAUUAUUGGAAUUAUUUAUCCGCCGCCGGAAGUUAGAAAUAUCGUGGACAAGACCGCCAGCUUUGUGGCCCGCAAUGGUCCUGAAUUUGAAGCCCGCAUUCGGCAGAACGAACUAGGAAAUCCAAAAUUUAACUUUUUGAACGGAGGGGAUCCUUACCACGCCUACUACAGGCAUAAGGUCAACGAUUUUCGUGAUGGAAAUGGGGAAGCCGGUAAUAAUGUCGUUUCAGGUAUCAAGCAGUUGUCAGUAACGAGCGCGGCCCAGCAGCGGCAACAGGAACUUUUAAAGCAGGUGGUUGAGCAGCAGUUUGUCCCUAAAGAGCCGCCACCGGAAUUCGAAUUUAUUGCCGAUCCGCCCUCGAUUUCGGCACUAGAUCUGGAUAUUGUCAAGUUAACAGCUCAAUUUGUAGCUCGUAAUGGACGCCAGUUUCUCACAAACUUAAUGAGUCGGGAACAGCGCAACUUUCAAUUUGAUUUUCUACGCCCACAGCAUUCGCUUUUCCAGUACUUCACUAAACUCCUAGAACAGUAUACAAAAGUGCUGAUUCCGCCGAAGGACCUUUUGGGUAAGCUUCGUACAGAGAGCGCACCUGGACGUGCCAGCAUGAAUCAUGUGCUGGAACAGGUGAAAUAUCGAGCCAAUUGGCAGCGUCAUCAGGAGGCGCAGCGCCGCCGCGAAGAGGAAAAGAUCGAGCGAGAGCGUGUUGCAUACGCUCAAAUAGACUGGCACGAUUUUGUUGUAGUAGAAACUGUGGACUACCAACCAUUUGAAUCCGGGAACUUUCCUCCACCCACUAACCCUGAUGAGGUGGGCGCUCGGGUUCUCAUGGAGGAGCGCUUGAAUGACGAAGAGGGUGACAUUGAAAUGCAAAUUGAGUCUGACGAUGAGGAUGUAACGCAGCCUCAUGCUGAUAGUGCUGUAAAACUUUCGCAAAUGGAGAACCGCGUUGGCAUUCAAAUGAAGAACGCGACGGCAUACAGCCAGCCUACAAAUGCCAAACGCGACAACACUCAAGUACAGGACAUGGACGAGGCUUCUAGCGACGAAGAGACACCAGCCGCGAAAAUGCAGCCAACUGUCGCGCCAAUGCUGCCACCUACCCACGAUAAGGUGGUAGUUAAAAAGUACGAUCCAAAGGCCGCCCAACCAAAGCCGGCUCCAGUAGCAGCAGACGAGUUUCUUAUAUCCCCGAUCACUGGCGAGAAAAUCCCCGCAUCGAAGGUGUCCGAACACAUGCGCAUUGGACUUUUGGAUCCGCGCUGGGUGGAACAGCGUGACAAGCACACGGUUGAGAAAAUUAACCAGGACAACGUAUUUGCUGCUGGCACAGCGAUUGAAGCUAGUCUCAAGCAGCUGGCCGAGCGUCGUACCGAUAUUUUCGGUGUGGGCGAUGAGGAAACGGUGAUCGGUAAAAAAUUGGGCGAGGAAGAGACCAAAAAAGACGACCGCGUCACCUGGGACGGUCACACAUCCAGUGUAGAGGCUGCAACACGAGCUGCGCGCGCUAACAUCACCCUUGAAGAUCAAAUUCACCAAAUACACAAGGUCAAGGGGCUGCUGCCCGAUGAGGAAAAGGAAAAAAUUGGACCUAAACCAGUGGGCAACAAAGCAACACUAUCGGCGCCACCGCAGCCGUCUUCGAAAUCCCAUCAUGGACAGCAACAGCACCAUCAGGGCAACCAACAUCAUCCUCACCACCAUCAUCAGCCACCACAACAGCCUCCGCCACCACAACACCAGCACCAACAGCAUCAGCCGCAUCCACAUCAGCAGCACAAUAUGCAACCACCUAAUCCCGUCAUGAUGAUGCAAAUGCGCCCACCAAUGAUGCAACCUCCUUAUGGCGGCGGUUACAUGUCUAUGCCGCCAGGUGGCGGUCCACCACAAAUAGCACCAGCGCCACCUGUUGCUGAUAUGAUGAUGGAGGAUGAGCCACCGACAAAGAAAAUGCGCUCUGAGGAUAAUUUGAUGCCUGAGGCGGAGUUUAUAGCCACACAUAAGAGUCCGGUUACCAUACAAGUCCAAGUGCCCAAUGCUGACAAAUCAGAAUGGAAACUCAAUGGGCAGAUGAUUGCUGUCACCUUGGCGCUUACGGACCCAAUUGCCAAUCUAAAGGCCAAGUUGCAGGACGAAACUGGCAUGCCACCAGCCAAACAGAAAAUUUUCUAUGAGGGCAUGUUCUUCAAGGAUAACAAUACAAUGGGCUUCUACAAUUUGCUUAACGGCACCACCGUACAUCUGCAAGUCAAGGAACGUGGCGGUCGCAAAAAAUAGACACUUUAAACAGCUAUAUUGAAAAACACAAGAAGGAGAUAUUUCAGAAAGUCGGUAGUUUUUAUUCCAAUAAAUUGUGAAUCACAGUUGAA